AGUUCGAAAUUAACAUACCAUCAGCGUCGACCAUUAACCAACCGGAGGUAGCUCGUUAUAUUGUUUGCCGAUUUUGUUUUUUUCUACGACACCGACUUCCGUCAGCUAGAAAAGUUCGGAAACCACACUGUAAUUAAGUCAAUCGGGCACGCAAAUCCAUUGAAUCCGUUUUAGUUAUUAUCAUUUUUGCGAUUAUCCUUUCGCGGUAGUCGUUGUUGACUGUCACUUGCGGGUUGGCUAUGAUUUCCUGAAAGUAAUUGGUUGCAAUGUGUAUAUUUUCUUUAUACCGAUGAUGGCAUAGUAUCACCCAAGCUGAUAUAUUAAGGUUCUGCGACUCAUUUCAUUCAAUUCAAAAAAAUAAGAAAAGAUGGAUAACGGCGCCCGUGAAGAACGACGAAGCAAUCCCAGGGAAAGAGCCAACUUAUUUUCCUUUUUCACCUUUGCGUAUACCUUCGGCCUUUUUAAGAGAGGAAUUAAGGGAAAUCUUCAAGAAAAAGACAUUUAUGCUAUCCCGGACGACUGCGAUUCGAAGAUAUGCGGCGACCAAACCGAACAAGAGUGGAAACAGAACAAAAUGUUGAUAAAGCUGCUUUGGGCAAGAUUUGGCUUUCGAUAUUGCAUUUUGACGGGGGCACAUCUCGCAUGGACAUUAUUUAAUAGCAUUGUGCAUCCAUACGUCCUCAGCAAAUUCAUAUCCUACUUCCAAAAAAAUCAGAACGGCAUCACCAGGUCAGACGCGACUAUGUACGCUACCGUAGUAGUGUUCCUGUCUAUAUUCCACUGCUUUUGGGCACACAACUACUUCAUGUUCGAGUGCAAGCUCGAACUCCAAAUCAAAGCCUCCCUCACCUCGCUGAUUUAUCGAAAAGUUUUGAAACUACGAGCCGGUGAAAUAUCUGAGACCAGCAUGGGUAAUAUCGUGACGAUAUUGACCAAAGAUAUUAGAAAUGUCGUGGGUAACAUAUGGACUUUGAGCGAUAUGAUCGUGGGGAGUAUUCAGACCGUGACGAUAUUUUAUCUGUUGUACGCUCGAAUGGGGCUGCCUUCGACGAUUGCGAUGAGUAUAUUGUGUACAGGAUUAGUCAUUCAAGUUAUCAUAAGCAGACUAGUUACAAAAAUGAGAUUAAAAGUUUGUAAAAUGGCAGACAAGAGGUUACAGCUUACUCAAGAGACUCUGUCAGCCUUAAGAAUAAUCAAAAUGUACACAUGGGAGAUAUUCUUCGAACAACGCAUAUAUCAAGCUAGGAAGAAAGAAAUGAAGACAACGAUGAAAGCCUUCUACUUAAAAAUCAUUCUUAUCCUCAUCGGAAUAAUGGGAUCCAAAAUAACAUUCCCAAUACUCCUCAUCUGUUACGUAGCCUUAGGUUACAUCCCCACCACAGAGCUCGUAUUUUACGUCAUAGGUCUGUUCAGAGAACUACGCCAUUCUGUCGGAAUCACCAUACCCUUCGGCCUGACUAAUUGCGCGGAAGUCUACGCCUCCCUUACCAGAGUAAGCAGAGUGUUGCACAUCGAAGAACACUACAGAGGCUCAAACGACGAUCCGAUAAACAAAGAUAAAGUUAAAGUCGAAUGUAAAGACGUCAGCGUUUCUAUAGGCAAGGAGAGUAUACUUAAAAACAUAACUUUUAAUAUAAAUAACCCUGGAUUAAAUGUAGUCACCGGUUUAGUAGGAUCAGGAAAAAGUUCUUUGCUCAAGACUAUUUUGAGAGAUUACCCGACUACUAAAGGUAGUAUUACAGUUUUUGGUUCUAUCUCUUAUGCUUCACAAGAUCCAUGGUUGUUUCCUUCUACCAUCAGACAAAAUAUUUUGUUUGGUCAAAGUUUCAAUAAGCGUAGGUAUGAGGAAGUCAUUGACGUUUGUUCUUUGAAGUACGACAUUAGCCUUCUACCAGAAGGAGACGAAACGGUUGUUAUAGAUAAAGGAAUGAACCUGAGCAAAGGCCAACAGGCACGUUUGAACUUGGCCAGAGCCAUCUAUAAAGAUAGCGACAUCUACUUGCUGGAUGAUUCUUUAGCUGCACUGGACGUUAACGUUCAAGAAAACAUUUUCAGAAAAUGCAUAAAAGACUAUCUAAAAGACAAAAUAGUGAUUUUAGUAACACAAAACCCCGCCCAUUUUAAAAGCGCAGCAAAUAUUAUUUUACUGAACAGUGGAGGUCUGAAGUCGAUUAUAAAGCCUACGGAGAAAGUAUCGGAAGAAUUGGAAAAUUUGAAAAACAAAAUAAUGGAGACUUUCGAAAGUGAUCAUAAGAUCGUUAAAAAUAAUAAUCUGAUAGAUGUUAAUUUAGAUGAGGAGAAGGAGCAAAAGAAAAUAUAUCAAGAGGAUAAAAAGCAGGGAAGUGUUGACUUGGCGACUUACUACAAGUACUUCAAAUUUGGAGGGGGGAUUAUUAUAUUUUGUUUAUGCAUGUGCUUGUAUCUGGGAGGGCAGUUUACAGAAAGCUAUUCGGAGAAGCUGGUUUCAAAAUGGGUGGACUAUCAACAACAAGCAUACGAUAUUGGUCUGGGUAAAAAUGUAACAGCAAAAGACACCAACGCAACGUUAACACAAACCGAUGCAUUGGGAAGACGAGAUAGAACGUUUAAUCUAUAUACGAUAAUGAUUUCCUCGUCUGCUGUUCUGGCCUUAGUCAAAGCCUACUCUCUUUUACGGUAUUGUAGAAAGGCGUCCAUUAAUAUACACCAAGCGAUGUGCCACAGCGUGAUCAAUUCGGCCAUGAGCUUUAUGGAUAACCAUUUCAUUGGCAAUAUACUAAAUAGGUUUUCGUACGAUUUGGAUGUGAUUGAUGAAAUGCUUCCGUUUAUAUUUAUGGAGUUCUUCAGAAGCUUUAUCAAUAUUGGCGGAAUACUUAUCUUGAUAGCUACAGUAAAUUGGAUCUUCCUUAUGUUUGCUAUAAUCUUUUUCUCCGUAUUAUUCUGCGUGAGAAUGGUAUACAUGCCAACUGGGCGUACACUAAAAAGACUGGAAGCAAUGACUCGAAGUCCUCUCAUUGGUCACCUUAAUGCAUCAGUAGAAGGCUUAACUACCAUAAGGGCAUAUAAGGCAGAAGAAGUAUUAAAGGAUGAAUUCGACAAACAUCAAGAUCUAGCGAAUUCAUCCUUCUACAUGAUGAAGACAACUAGAAUGGCAUUUGGAUUCGUCAUGGAUUUCAUGGGAGCCAUGUUCAUUCUAUUCAUUAUCAUAAUCCUGCUGUGUGUAGAUACACAAAUAUCUGUUGGAAAUGUUGGGUUAGCUCUCACCCAAGUUUUCAUGCUCACCGGGUAUUUGCAGUGGGCAGUGCGUCAAUGGGCAGACCUAGAAAACUGCAUGACUUCGGUAGAAAGAGUGCUAGAAUAUACCGACGUCCAACAGGAGAACAAAUUAGGCGGAGCUCUAAACGAUUGGCCCAAAGAUGGUUCUAUUAAGUACGAAAACGUCAGUCUUUCGUACAAUGGUGACAAUAAAGUACUGAGAAACAUUAGUGUCACUAUAAAACCAUGUAGUAAAAUUGGAAUUGUUGGAAGAACUGGUGCUGGAAAAUCAUCCAUUAUUUCAACUUUGUUUAGACUCUACGACUGUGAAGGUAGAAUACUCAUUGACGAUAUCGAUAUUACCACUGUAUCCAUUAGUUUUCUAAGAAAAAGCAUUUCGAUUAUACCCCAGGAUCCAAUAAUUUUUGAAGGCACGGUUAGAGAUAAUAUUGACCCUUACAAGGUCUACUCUGAUGAAGAAAUUUGGCAGGUGCUCGAAAAAGUGCAAAUAAAGGAUCUCGUACCGACGUUGGAAGACGACAUACUUACCUUAAAUCUAAGUACCGGACAAAAACAACUUCUCUCUUUAGCGAGAGCGAUUAUACGUAAAAAUAAAAUAGUGGUUCUGGAUGAGGCAACUGCAAAUAUGGACGAACAAGCCGAAGAGCUGGUGCACAAACUCAUUCAAGAGAAUUUUGAGGAUUGUACAGUGGUGAUGAUUGCACAUAGAUUAAGUACGAUUAUGCAUUGUGAUAAAGUGAUGGUCAUGGACAAUGGCAGCGUUGCCGAAUUUGAUGAUCCGAAAACAUUAGUGGCAAAUAAAGAGAGUUUGUUUUACUCCAUGACGCAACAAGCGAAAAUGGGCUCGUGAUAUUUAUUGUAAAUACUGUAAGAUAAUAAAAUUUGUUAAGUAA
Molecule: messenger RNA, 4148 nt
Organism: Sitophilus oryzae (rice weevil)
Lineage: Eukaryota; Metazoa; Arthropoda; Insecta; Coleoptera; Curculionidae
Product: multidrug resistance-associated protein 4-like
Exons: 10
Coding region: 368-4105 (1245 amino acids)
Biological process (GO): transmembrane transport
Cellular component (GO): membrane
Molecular function (GO): ATP binding; ATP hydrolysis activity; ABC-type transporter activity
Source: RefSeq, a predicted model, not a curated record